AUGUCGGCGGGCGGCCGCGACGAAGAGCGGCGGAAGCUGGCAGACAUCAUUCACCACUGGAACGCCAACCGGCUGGACCUGUUCGAGAUCAGCCAGCCGACCGAGGAUUUGGAGUUUCAUGGAGUCAUGAGAUUUUAUUUUCAAGAUAAAGCUGCUGGAAACUUUGCAACAAAAUGUAUUCGGGUCUCCAGCACAGCAACCACUCAAGAUGUGAUUGAAACACUGGCAGAGAAGUUCCGCCCUGAUAUGCGCAUGCUCUCUUCUCCCAAGUACUCCCUCUAUGAAGUGCAUGUCAGUGGAGAAAGAAGAUUGGACAUUGAUGAGAAACCUCUAGUUGUACAGUUGAAUUGGAACAAAGAUGAUCGGGAGGGUAGAUUCGUCCUUAAGAACGAGAAUGACGCCAUUCCUGUCAAGAAGACUCAGAGUAAUGGACCCGAAAAGCAGGAGAAAGAAGGUGUUAUUCAGAACUUCAAAAGAACUCUCUCAAAGAAAGAAAAGAAGGAAAAAAAGAAGAGAGAGAAGGAGGCAUUGAGACAAGCCUCUGAUAAGGAAGAAAGGCCUUCUCAAGGAGAUGACAGUGAGAAUUCCCGACUGGCUGCCGAGGUUUACAAAGACAUGCCAGAAACCAGCUUCACUCGAACGAUUUCUAAUCCUGAGGUUGUUAUGAAACGGAGGCGGCAGCAAAAACUGGAGAAGAGAAUGCAAGAGUUCCGGAGCUCAGAUGGGCGGCCCGACUCGGGUGGAACACUGAGGAUAUAUGCAGACAGUUUAAAACCAAAUAUUCCAUACAAGACAAUCCUGCUGUCUACUACAGAUCCUGCAGACUUUGCUGUAGCAGAGUCUUUGGAGAAAUAUGGUCUGGAAAAAGAGAAUCCCAAGGACUACUGCAUUGCCCGGGUUAUGCUUCCUCCUGGAGCCCAGCAUUCUGAUGAGAGAGGUGCUAAGGAAAUAAUUCUUGAUGACGAUGAAUGUCCUUUACAGAUCUUCAGGGAGUGGCCAAGUGAUAAAGGGAUUUUAGUCUUCCAGUUGAAGAGGAGACCACCGGACUACAUCCCAAAGAAAAUGAAGAAACAUGUUGAAGGGAAGCCAUUGAAGGGGAAAGAUAGAGCUGACAGCUCUGGCUACGGCUCUGCUCUUCCUCCUGAGAAGCUGCCCUACUUAGUAGAGCUAAGCCCAGAUGGCUCUGACUCCAGAGACAAGCCAAAGUUAUACCGCCUUCAGUUAAGUGUGACUGAAGUUGGGACAGAGAAGUUCGAUGACAAUUCUAUCCAGCUCUUUGGCCCUGGAAUUCAGCCCCAUCACUGUGAUCUCACCAACAUGGAUGGAGUGGUCACUGUGACCCCCAGAAGUAUGGAUGCAGAGACCUACGUGGAUGGUCAGCGCAUCUCAGAGACCACAAUGCUGCAGAGUGGCAUGAGACUGCAGUUUGGCACCUCGCAUGUGUUUAAGUUUGUGGACCCCAUCCAGGACCACGUUCUUUCCAAGAGAUCUGUGGAUGGAGGCCUGAUGGUCAAGGGCCCAAGACAUAAACCUGGAGCCGUUCAAGAGACAACCUUUGAUUUGGGAGGAGAUAUCCACAGUGGGACAGCAUUGCCGGCAAGCAGGAGCACUACUAGACUGGACAGUGACCGGGUGUCCUCUGCCUCCAGCACAGCUGAGCGAGGGAUGGUGAAGCCGAUGAUCCGACUGGACCAGGAGCAGGAUUAUCGACGAAGAGAGAGCAGAGAUGUAAAGACACAAGUGAUUUUGGAAAAAGACAUAGUCACUAUGCAGACGCUGUGGUAUGUCUCCCUGUUGAGGCAAGAAGUAGACCAGGUUGAUCAGAAACAGAAGAAUAUUGCAGGAGCGCUUGCCUUCUGGAUGGCAAAUGCAUCUGAACUUCUCAACUUCAUCAAGCAGGACCGAGACCUUAGUCGGAUUACGCUGGAUGCCCAGGAUGUUCUAGCACACUUGGUUCAGAUGGCAUUUAAGUACUUGGUUCAUUGCCUUCAGUCAGAACUUAAUAACUACAUGCCAGCCUUUCUGGAUGAUCCUGAGGAGAACAGUCUGCAAAGACCAAAAAUAGAUGAUGUGCUGCACACUCUCACAGGAGCCAUGUCCUUGUUGCGGCGCUGCAGAGUCAAUGCUGCCCUGACCAUCCAGCUGUUCUCCCAGCUGUUCCACUUCAUCAAUAUGUGGCUGUUCAACAGACUGGUGACUGACCCAGAUUCAGGCCUGUGUUCCCACUACUGGGGUGCAAUUAUCCGCCAGCAGCUGGGGCAUAUUGAAGCUUGGGCAGAGAAGCAGGGGCUAGAGCUGGCUGCUGACUGUCACUUGAGCAGGAUCGUGCAGGCUACUACAUUGCUUACGAUGGAUAAAUAUGUACCUGAUGAUAUUCCAAAUAUAAACAGCACAUGCUUUAAGUUAAAUUCUCUGCAGCUUCAAGCCUUGUUACAAAACUACCACUGUGCACCUGAUGAGCCUUUUAUUCCUACGGAUCUCAUAGAAAAUGUUGUGGCUGUUGCUGAGAAUACAGCUGAUGAGCUUGCACGCAGUGAUGGCAGAGACGUGCAGUUGGAGGAGGACCCUGACCUACAACUGCCUUUUCUUCUGCCAGAAGAUGGCUAUUCCUGUGAUGUUGUCAGAAACAUUCCAAAUGGUUUACAAGAAUUUUUAGACCCUCUGUGCCAGAGAGGAUUUUGUAGGUUGGUUCCUCACACGCGGUCACCAGGCACCUGGACGAUAUAUUUUGAAGGAGCAGAUUAUGAAAGUCACCUAAUGCGUGAGAGCACAGAGCUGGCCCAGCCUCUGAGGAAGGAGCCUGAGAUAAUCACUGUGACGCUGAAGAAGCAGAAUGGAAUGGGUCUCAGCAUCGUUGCAGCAAAGGGUGCCGGCCAGGAUAAACUGGGAAUAUACGUUAAAUCGGUUGUCAAAGGAGGUGCUGCAGAUGUGGAUGGACGACUAGCUGCUGGUGACCAACUCCUCAGUGUGGAUGGACGAAGUCUGGUUGGACUUUCUCAGGAAAGGGCAGCAGAACUCAUGACAAGAACCAGUUCUGUGGUGACACUGGAAGUUGCAAAGCAAGGUGCCAUUUACCACGGCCUGGCCACCCUCCUUAACCAGCCAUCCCCCAUGAUGCAGAGAAUUUCAGAUCGUCGUGGCUCAGGUAAACCCAGACCAAAGAGUGAAGGCUUUGAGCUCUAUAAUAAUUCAGCUCAAAACGGCUCCCCAGAGAGUCCUCAGAUGCCUUGGACAGAGUACAGUGAGCCGAAGAAGCUGCCGGGUGACGACAGGCUGGUGAAGAGCAGACCAGACCACCGGUCCAGCCCCAAUGUGGCAAAUCAGCCUCCUAGCCCUGGAGGGAAGAGUCCUUAUACAUCUGGAACAGCAGCUAAGAUAACAUCUGUCUCCACUGGAAACCUCUGCACUGAGGAGCAGACUCCUCCACCUAGACCUGAAGCCUAUCCUAUCCCUACUCAGACAUACACCAGAGAGUAUUUUACCUUUCCAGCUUCAAAGUCGCAGGAUCGGAUGGCUCCUCCUCAGAACCAGUGGCCAAAUUAUGAGGAAAAGCCACAUGUGCACACAGAAAAUAAUCAUUCCAGUAUUGCAAUCCAGCGUGUUACCCGUUCCCAGGAAGAGCUUCGGGAAGAGAAGGUUUACCAACUUGAGCGGCAUCGAGUAGAGCCUGGCAUGGAUCGCAAGUGUGACAGUGAUAUGUGGAUCAAUCAGAGCUCUUCAGUGGAAUCCAGCACAUCUAGCCAGGAGCACCUGAACCAUUCCUCCAAGUCAGUUACCCCUGCUUCCACUCUGACCAAGAGUGGUCCCGGCCGUUGGAAAACCCCAGCAGCGGUGCUGCCCACCCCUGUAGCUGUCUCUCAGCCCAUUCGAACAGACCUCCCUCCACCUCCUCCUCCACCACCGGCCCAUUACACCAGUGAUUUUGAUAGUAUUCCAAUGGAUUUGCCUCUCCCACCUCCUCCUGCCAACCAGGCGGGAUCCCAGUCUGCUCAGGUGGCUGCUGCAGAGCGGAAAAAGAGAGAGGAACAUCAGAGGUGGUAUGAAAAAGAGAAGGCCCGCCUGGAGGAGGAGCGAGAGAGGAAGCGCAGGGAGCAGGAGCGGAAGUUGGGGCAGAUGCGUACUCAGUCCCUGAACCCUGCUUCCUUCUCUCCUUUGGCCACACAGGCCAAGCCAGAAAAGCCUUCCACACUGCAGAGGCCCCAAGAAACAGUCAUUCGGGAGCUGCAGCCCCAGCAGCAGCCCCGCACGAUUGAGCGCAGGGACCUGCAGUACAUAACCAUCAGUAAAGAGGAGCUGUCCUCUGGGGAUAGUCUGUCUCCAGACCCCUGGAAACGAGAUGCCAGGGAAAAGCUGGAGAAGCAGCAGCAAAUGCACAUUGUGGAUAUGCUAAGCAAGGAGAUCCAUGAGCUGCAGAACAAGGUGGACCGUACUGCAGAGGAGAGUGACCGCCUGCGGAAACUUAUGCUGGAGUGGCAGUUCCAGAAGAGACUACAGGAGUCCAAGCAGAAAGAUGAGGAUGAUGAUGAAGAGGAAGAUGAUGACGUGGAUACCAUGCUGAUCAUGCAGCGUCUGGAGGCUGAGCGGAGAGCCAGGAUGCAGGAUGAGGAGCGCAGGCGCCAGCAACAGUUGGAAGAGAUUCGCAAACGAGAAGCAGAAGAUCGAGUAAGACAAGAAGAAGAUGGACGCCAUCAGGAGGAGGAGCGAGUAAAGAGAGAUGCUGAAGAAAAGAGGCGACAGGAAGAAGGGUAUUACAGCCGCCUAGAAGCUGAGAGGCGCAGACAGCACGAAGAGGCAGCACGCAGGUUGCUGGAGCCCGAAGAACCUGGGCUGAGCCGACCUCCACUUCCACGGGACUACGAGCCCCCAUCCCUGUCCUCAGCACCCAGUGCCCCUCCUCCCCCACCUCAGCGAAACGCCUCCUACCUCAAAACACAGGUCCUCUCCUCAGACUCGCUGUUCACUGCCAAGUUUGUUGCGUAUGAUGAUGAUGAGGAGGAGGACUACGGCCCAGCAGGACCAAACUCUUAUUCUGGAUCUGCUAACACAGCUGCUGGAGCCUUUGAUGCUCCUCGGGACACAAGAGAGAAACACACUAGAAGCCAAGAUGCAGACUUACCUGGCAGUUCUGGAGCCCCUGAAAACCUGACAUUUAAGGAGCGUCAGCGCCUCUUUUCACAAGGGCAAGAUGUGUCUGACAAAGUGAAAGCUUCUCGUAAAUUAACAGAGCUUGAGAAUGAACUGAACACCAAGUGAGAAGAGAGAGGACACCUGUACUCAAGCAGGUCUGCCCUUGGCAGGGGAUUUGUGUGAUAGAGCCUGAAGAGGAAGGAACAAUUCCACUUCUAAGUGAUGUUUAAUUUCUGUUUCUGAAAUGGUUGCAAUUUGGAGAUGUUCCAAUUCCAAGAAACUUUGUUUUACUUUACCAAGAAAAAUCCUGCCUAGUUCUUAGUGAUCUGACUCACGGGAAGUUACCUUUUAUUGUUAGCUUUUGUGGGGAGGUUGGACUCACAGGGCAGAAUGAGGGGCUGUAAAGAUACGGGGUGUUUCCUCCACCCUAUCUAUCUUCUCCCAUUGUCAUUCCAAGGGCAGUAGGCCAAGAAAUUAUCUUUCUGUUCUUGCUCUAAACUCCAUUUGGCUACCAGACAGUGACAGCUGAGCAGUUCAGAGCACUUCUGUGUCAUUGUGGACCCUGUCUGCAGGAGACAGGCCUCUCAGCCCAGGGCAAAUGCUGCCUUUACCUUCUAUAAUUUGCAUGAGGCGGCUAGAUGGAGUUUCUUAUGUAAGGUGCACAACACAUCAUUCUUGACCAAUGUGAGCCUCCUGAUCAAUUUAAAUGUUUGAGAUUGAAUAUCUAAUUGAUAAUACAAUUUUGAAAAAUCACAAGAAAUUUUGAGAAUUUAAUCCUAAGGAUUUUAUUUUAAUAAAUACCAAAUCAUCAUUAAACUAAUCACUGUUGGAAAUUAAAGAUAACAGUUAUGUUAGAAAGUUACCUAAUAUUUCAGAGGUUUCAAAGGAUCUUGAUCUCUCUAAUUACAUAGCAUUCAUGUAGGUAGGAGCAAAGACAUCUGAGAAGAGUGGGAGCUCAUGGGUGGCAGGCAAACUUAGCUGUCUCAGGAAUUGUAAACUUAGUAAAGAGAUUUAGAUGCACUGUCAGGAAA
Molecule: messenger RNA, 6158 nt
Organism: Grammomys surdaster
Lineage: Eukaryota; Metazoa; Chordata; Mammalia; Rodentia; Muridae
Gene: Afdn
Product: afadin, adherens junction formation factor
Exons: 32
Coding region: 1-5253 (1750 amino acids)
Biological process (GO): regulation of protein localization; signal transduction
Cellular component (GO): adherens junction
Molecular function (GO): cell adhesion molecule binding
Source: RefSeq, a predicted model, not a curated record